UGGAAUGGUAGCUCCGGUGGCCACCGCUACAGUGGUAUAUCCGGUGAUCAGACUACAACACUAGUGGCCAGAACGGUGUCUCCUACGACCGGACCGCCAACACUCGGUGACCGAAUCUCUAACAUUGGUCGUCGGAAUGGCAGCUCCAAUGACCGGACAUCCGGCACUGGUCGUCGGAACGGCGGCUCCAAUGACCAGACAUCCGGCACCGGUCAUCAGAAUGGUGUCUGCAGUGAUCGAAUCCCUGCACUUGAAAAUGGGAUAUGUGAAUGACCAAUUCUGGCAAAUACAACAAAUGAAGAAAACUAAUCAACCAGAUUAUGCUGUGAGAGCAGUCACCAGCUACUGCAUGUCUGCACAAAAUUUGUUCACUCAGUUGACGGAUCACAUCAACCAAGAGAAUGUUGAUUUUCAUCAGGUUAAUGUUUCCGCUCAUGAAUUAUUUGAGCAAUCAAACAGUGUUGGUGCAGCGCAUGUCAAGCAUGCAUGUGUUGAACUCCUUCAUGCUUGUGAGGAUAAUGAUAAGGAUUAUUGCUCCAAGACUCUGUAUUGGACUAAGAAUGAAUUCUCCCAACUGAAAAGAAAAUUUGAGACUGUUGUUCAGCAAUCAAGACACACAUGCAUGUGCAGAGAAGUUUUUUUUGUUUAUAAAGGGUUUGCGGACAAAAGGGUAGUAUUUUGGGGAACAAACAAAAGAAAAGAGAAUUUGGGACAAAGAAAGUCUAGAUGGAAAGAAAGAUCAUUGACCUUGAGAAUGGACAUUGAAAGGAAGCUGAAACAUGUCACUAGAUGGGUCCUAUAUGAUCUCUCCAGCUAAAUAAUAUCUGAUUGAAAAUCUGACAUGUGAGGUUCGAAACAGGAGAAUGUGGUAGAUAGAUCAGCUUUGUUAUAUAUGGUCUAUUUGUAUCUUUAUGUUAACUUCAUAUCAUAUCUAGUUGAACCAACUAAUGACUUGCUUAUGUGAAUGGUGUUGUUCCCAAAAGUGCUAAGUUCAUGGGGAUUUUAUUUAAAACACUGAAAGCUGUUAUUCUAGAAUUCCCUUAAAAUCAUAGAACCUGAAAUGUUUGUGGAAAAUCAGGCACUAACUUUGUUAGUGAUGUUGCCAAGCAGUAGAUUUUGGCUUUAUAUGACUGUUAAAUAUGCUAACUAAUUAGUUGUGCAUUCAAUAAAUGGUGGGUAAGCAAGGAAAUCAAUUAAAUUUAGUGGGAAAGAAUUAGAAAUUUAACGGACCAGCAAUAUAUUUUUGUACCCCCAAUACUUGUCAGGUGUUUCUCAAGUUAGUUGUGAACCGCAUAGAGUCAUAGUCACAGAAAGUUUUGUUAUCUCUAGCUACAGAUAAACCUGCUAAGUGCAAAUUAAACUUCUUAUUUACUCUAAAUGCCUUAUUUUGGAGAUUCCACAUUUAAGUUUGGUGCGGGCACAUGAAGCAAUAAAUGCUCAAAAAGUUGUUCACUUUCUAAUUUCAGAAAGUUUUCUACCUUUGAUUUCCUUGCUAUGCAGAUAUGGUGAAUAUUGAUUUUUACUUAAGCUAGUAUCUGCUAGGGUAAGCAAGAUGUUGUUUGUUUUCAUGAUGAAUUUAUGGAUCACUGAUCCUUGAAAAAAUUUGAGUUUAUGCAUUCCCUUGAUGCUGCUAUUAAUUAGGGUACAAAAUUAAUAAAAAUUGAAGAAAAGUAUGCCUUGUAGGAAAUAUUUAUUGAUGUUAUUCUAAUUAGUUGAAGAUGAAGAAAUUAGAGUUUAGAGGUUUCUUUAAUACUUAAUUCCAUGGUCGAAUAUUGUUGAUAUGAUCUAAUGAUGAGAGAGAGAGAGGGAAGAAGAGUUGAUCUAAGAAGAUGUUUCACUUUCUUUUCUUGACCUUCUAGAAGUUCUUAGCCUUAGACAUUGACCCUUGCUGACGAAAGACGGCCAAAACGAUGCAGCAAUAAAAUUGAAGAACAAAAAAAAAAAAAAAAAAAAAAAAAAAAGAAGAACAGAUAACCUAGGAGUCAACACCAAGCAAGAGGAACAAAACCUCUAGGAAUUGGCACCCUACGGCUGGCUAGUGUCAACAACAGACCAUUGGAUAAAUUCCAAGAGAAGUUCUAUUCAUCAAUCAAACCGUUAUCUUCUCCAUAGGAGAAUAAUACUGUGCUUAUAUAGACUAAUAAAACUAACCCUAAUUCUAAUUGACAUAGGAAAACCCUAAUUCUAAUUCUAAUUGACUUGAGAAAUUCCAUUUAUUGAAUUACAAAAACUAUAAUUUUCCCAGCUUUGGUCCUUGGUGUUUUUGUCUUUUGCAUCUCCAUUGGACCAUGCCUAGGAGGGUGGUAGACAUGCUGGCUCUCGCUGGAAGGGGCCUUCUGGUAGACACCAGAGUGCUGUUGUAUGGAAUGCAGCUCAUUUGUGCAUCAUGUGCACCAUUUGGAGAGCACAGAAUAGUCACAUUUUUUAGGCAGUUGAGCGCUCUUUGCUGGACCUAAAGUUUAUCCUGCUGCACACCUUGGUUGGAUGGCUAUUUGGAAAUGUCAUUCUUGUUCUAAUCUAGUUGAGUUUUUAGAUGCUUGUUCUUUUAGGUGAUGCUUUUGUAGGUGUCCGAGUCUGAGUAGACUGCUUGUGUACAAAGGAUGCUAUGUAAUUUCUUUAUUUCUAAUAAAAGCUUUCUUCCUUAUCAAAAAAAAAAAUAAAAGAUAAAAUACAAUUGACUUCAAAAAUUAAAUUAAAAAAAUAUCUAUUGCAUCAGUUGGGUCCCUUCCUCAACCAAUGUAGGGGCUUUGGCCACUUCCUUUCUUUUUAAAUAAGCUUUGUUGUUGAAGAAAA
Quercus robur (English oak) is the source of this 2793-nucleotide messenger RNA. Its product is annotated as histidine-containing phosphotransfer protein 1-like. Gene Ontology annotation, biological process: phosphorelay signal transduction system; cytokinin-activated signaling pathway; phosphorylation. Gene Ontology annotation, cellular component: cytoplasm; nucleus. The transcript is spliced from 7 exons. The coding region runs from base 137 to 817 and encodes 226 amino acids. NCBI's taxonomy places the organism in Eukaryota, Viridiplantae, Streptophyta, Magnoliopsida, Fagales, Fagaceae. The record is from RefSeq and is a predicted model, not a curated record. Gene Ontology annotation, molecular function: histidine phosphotransfer kinase activity; protein histidine kinase binding.